CUAGUGAUCCAUUCAUUGAAGUGCCCAGUGAUUGGGUCUGAAUACAGGCAGCGGCCUCUCUGAGUUAGUGAUUGCUAUUUAGCAGUCAGAUGGCCUUGAGAUAGAAGCCGUUUUUCAAUCUCUCGAUCCCAGCUUUGAUACACCAGUACGGACCUCGCCUUCUGGGUGAUAAUGGUGUGAACAGGCAGUGGCUCGGGUGGUUGUUGUCCUUGAUGAUCUUUAUGGCCUUCCUGUGACAUCGGGUGCUGUAGUUGUCAUGGAGGGUAGGUAGUUUGGUAGGAUGCAGCUAGGGAUGCCGUCUGGUAGCCUAUGACAACAAAAACUUAAAGCGUGUACUCUAUUACAGUCAUAGAACGUUUAUUCAACAUGAAAGAGAGGAGGAUGGCAUUGGUGUGAGUAGGCGGUUGCCAUGGACACAUGACGCAUCUCUAGGCCUUUCCUUGUAACCAUGGAGCUGGGAGUUGACAGGGCCUUCCCAGCAUAUGUCUCUCCGAUGGAGUCCAAGGGCUGCAGUGGGCGACAGAAGACCCGGAUUCCAGAGUUUAUCCAGAGGAGUGGGACAGGCAGAACAACAACACAACAUUCCAAAGACAAAGGCGAGGAGAGGAGGAAAGGGGACAGCGGUGGUCCCAGGAAGAAGGCUGACAUGGCACCCACCUCCGGGUAUAUGAGUGACAGGAGGCAGUACUCUAUAAGGACCCCGGUGGCCACCACCACGGAGCAGCAGCAGGCCUCCAUCCUAAAGAAAUCAUACGUACAGGAGCACCCAGAACACGAGCGACAGUGGGAAGGUAGCAGUAAUGAAGCAGACCGUCAUAGAGCAGACCAUCAACAGGAGUCCCCAGACAACCUCAACCCCUCUCAGGCUGACAUCUCGCCCUGCUCAGCUUCCAAAGAGGAUCUCAACACCUCCCUGGGGAUGUCAGACCUCAGGACCGGGUUGUCACACGAAGAACCCACCUUCAGGUCAUUAUACCUGGGCAGCAGGCCCGGCCGACACAGCCCCUCCAGCCAACCCCUGGAGGUCCAUAGCUUCUCUACUCCACUCAGACCCAAGUGGACCUCCACUCUGCUAUCCUCCCUCUCGCCUUCCUACAUCUCCCAUUUGCGCCCCUCCAGACAGAGACGGAGAGAGCAGAGAAUGGUUGCAGGUGAAGUUUAUCAAUCACGUGAAGAGGGAGGGGAAACGUAUCUAAACCUAGGCCCUUCAGUGGGCGACCCCAAGGGUCGCUCCAACCCUGCGCUCCACACCAUGUCCCCCCACCAGGCCAACUACUGGCCCUAUGCCAUUUCCAGCUCCCUGCCCCACUCCCCAGACCGACACUCUUCGAGCUGGGACCCUGAUAAGGAGUAUCAGACCCUCCUGGACUACACCUACCCCCUGAGGCCAGGUAGGGGGGUGGGUGGAUGGGAUACCUCAGAGCUCGGGGGUGGGUCUCUCAUUCAGACAGACCCAGGCCUCCUGGAUUCGGGGAUAGAACUGGACCGUCUCUGCAGCUCCAUCAGCCUAUCAGCUUUGGACUUUUCCCUAAGUGCCACGGCAGGGGUGGGCACUAGUAGUGCCAGGGAGAUGGGGAUGCUGGGUAUAGGUCAGAGGUCAUCUGAGCUGCGUGGGUUCUCACACUCCAAAUCCUCUGAUGGUCACCUCUCCACUAGCCCCUUCUUCUCUGCAGACCCUAUUGGUCUAUCAGUAGAGAGUCUGGACUAUAGUGGAAGUGGUGGUGGUCUGAACCAUUCACAUCGUAGCGGGGGAGGUCACUACCGCCAACAUGGCAGCUCCUCCUCCUCUUCCACUACGUUCAUCCGCAGAUUCAGUAUCCUUCCCCGGCCAGGGAACCUCGGAGAGUGGGAUUGGGACGAGGAGUUCUGGCCUCUCCCGGAGCAGUUGGAGGAGCUCCAGUGUUUGUCCCAGCAGGUCAGGGAGGUGACAGCCCAACUCAACCAGUCUGUCACAGCCAAUUGGGACUCCCUGGAGAGGGGGAACAACUCCGUCCAGUCCUGCAUGACCAUGGCAGAGAAACAGGAGGCAGAGGAGGAGAGAGAAGAACAGGAGCAGAAUAAGGAGGAAGAAAGGGAGGAAGAGAAGGAGAAAGAGGAAGAGUCCAUUUCUGAAGCACUUCAACACUUCAAUAAAGCGAGCAAUUGUGGGGAGUCCUUCCUGUCAGCCAGAGGCCCUGGUUUUAGGAUGGAGGCUGGGGUAGUAAGCAGGGGAGUGAGAAUGGCCAGUCUGAGGGAGGCGGCUGGCAUGGUGGGUGGACUAACCCUGCCUGAGUUCCAGUCGGGGAGCCAGGGGGAGCAGGAGCAAGGGGAGUCCCUCAUGCAGCACAUCCAGACCUUCUGUUCUAACCUGGAGGAGCUCAUCCAAUGGCUGUACACGGUGGUGGAGAGGAUGGAGGUACUGGAGCCGCCCACUGUGGACAUCAAGAGUGUCAAGUCAUCCCUGGCGGAUUAUAAGAGGUUUCAGAGAGAAGUGAACGCCCACCAGCCCCUGACCACCUCUAUUCUACAAACUGGAGGGCUUCUCCUGGGUUGUUUGACCUCCACUUCUCCCGUUCUGAAAGAGACCCUCUGUCUUAUUGAGAGGCAGUCCAAGGCGCUGGAGACCCACUCAGAGCACCUCUUCUCCUCUAUUAUCUCAGUCAUGGACAGACUGACCCAGCCCAGGGAGCCCAGUGGGAGAGAGGAGACCCAGGCAGGAGACCCGGAUAGGAUGGCGGUCCAGAGGACCGCUCAGUGAAGGCUCCAUUCGAUGCAUGGAUAGUAUGUUUCUACGGUUAUGUAGAGAUUGGGAUAUGAUUACUCUAUAGCACCCUCUAGUGACAUGUUAUCAGGUUUAUUAUUUAUCAUCAGAAGAAGUCAGUUUUCUCCUAUUCUCUUUCAGUAAUGAAGAAUGAGUGUGGAUUGGUGGAGCAGGCUUGAUGAGGGGGAGGAGCUUCUUCACUUUGACUUGCCUUAAAGGAUUGGUUCACAUUUUUUUUGACCAAAUGUUAAAUUUUUUAUGUCAAUGGUAUGUUUUGAGAAACUUACACCACUCGCAAUAGACUUCCUUAUUGCUUGUCCUGCAGUGUGGGGGCUAUGGAAAAACAUUAACAAAGGCUGGUAGGGGAUACUGCUCGAGUCGCACAAACUGGAAUAAUAUAAUGGUGCAGAUAAAGUUCAGAAUUACAUCAUUUCAUGUGUACAACAUCUAAUGACCUGUAUCACUAAAAUAAUGUAUUUGGGUGUUUUUGGAGCCUUUUUUUGUGUUUUUCCACAGCCCCCAUACUGCAGAGCAUGCAAUGAGGAAGUCUAUUGCGGGUGGUCUAAGUUUCUCAAAACCAUGUGAAAUCGCCAAAAAAGUGUCUGCACCCUUCUGUAGCAUGCAAUUUAUAUCACAAAUAGACAUUUGGUUAAAAAAUAGUGGAACGAUCCUUGCUGUGUUGAAAAGAGACCACUUGACUGUUGCCAUGCUUUUGAUUCAUUAUUUUGUUAAGUGCUUUUUAAAUUUACAGUGCCUUCAGAAAGAAUUCUCACCCCUUGACUUUUUCCACAUUUUGUUGCUACAGCCUGAUUUGAAAAUGUAUUAAAUUGACAUUUUGUGUCACUGAUCUACACACGAUACCUCACAAUGUAAAAGUGGAAUUAUGUUUUCAGACAUUUUUACAGAUGAAUUCAAAAUGAAAAGCUAGGGCCUCCCAAGUGGCGCAGCGACCUAAGGCACUGCAUCAAAGUGCUUGAGGCAUCACUACAGACCCGGGUUCGGUUGUGUCACAGCCGGAUGCAACCGGGAGAUCCAUGAAGCGGUACCCAAUUGUCCCAGCGUUGUCUGGGUUAGGGGAGGGAUUUGCUGGCCAUGAUUCCCUUGUCCCAAUGCGCUCUAGUGUUUCCUUGUGAUGGGCCGGGCGCAUGCACACUGACUUCGGUCGCCAGUUAGUUGUACGGUGUUUCCUCUGACACAUUGGUGCGGCUGGCUUCCGGGUUAAAUGAGCAGUGUGUCAAGAAGCAGCUUGGCAGGGUCAUUUUUCGGAGGACGCAUGGCUCUCAACCUUCACCUCUCCCGAAUCCGUACGGGAGUUGCAGCGAUGGAAAAGACUGUAACUACCAAUUUGAUAUCAUGAAAUUGGGGAGAGAAGCUGAAAAAGUAUUCAACCUCUGUGUUAUGACAAGCCUAAAUAAGUUUAAGAGUAAAGAUUUGCUUAACAAAUCACAUAAAUUGCAUGGACUCAUUCUGGGUUCAAUAAUAGUGUUCAACAUAAUUGUUGAAUGACUACCCCAUAUCUGGACCCCACACAUACAAUUAUCUGGAAGGUCCUUCAAUCAACUAGUGCAUUUCAAGCCCAGAUUUAAUCACAAAGACCAGAGGUUUUUCAAUGCCUCACAAGGGGCACCGAUUGGUAGUGUACAAAUAUAAAAAAGUAGACGGUGAAUCUCCCUUUGAGCAUCGUGAAGUUAUUAAUCAGGCUUAAUACACCCAGUCACUAAAAAGAUACAGGUGUCCUUCCUAAUUCAGUUACCGGAGAGGACAGAAACUGCUCAGGGAUUUCACCAUGGUGAUUGUAAAACAGUUACAGACUUUGGUUGUGAUUUGAGAAAACAGCAUUGUAGUUACUCCACAAAACUAACCUAAAUGACAGAGUGAAAAAAUGUAAGCCUGUGCAGAAUAAAAAUAUUCCAAAACAUGCACCCUGCACCCUUUCUGCUGACUCUGAAAAACCAAAAGAAAGAGGCCCAGGGUCCCUGCAGAUGUGACCAUGGCAGUAAAUUGCAAUGUCCGUACUGUGAGAUGCCUAAGAAAGCGCUACAGGGAGACAGGACGGACAGCUAAUCAUCCUCGCAGUGGCAGACUACGUGUAACAACACCUGCACAGGAUCGGUACAUCCGAAUAUCACACUUGCGGGACAGGUACAGGAUGGCAACAACAACUGCCCGAGUUACAACAGUGCUCAGACUGUCCGCAAUAGGCUGAGAGAGGCUGGACUUAGGGCUUGUUGUAGGCCUGUUGUAAGGCAGGUCCUCACCAGACAUCACCGGCAACAAUGUUGCCUAUGGGCACAAACCCACCGUUGCUGGACCAGACAGGAGGCAAAAAGUGCUCUUCACUGAUGAGUCACAGUUUUGUCUCACCAGGGGUGAUGGUCGGAUUCGCGUUUAUCGUUGAAGGAAUGAGCGUUACACCGAGGCCUGUACUCUCACAGCAUCAUCGGACUGAGCUUGUUGUCAUUGCAGGCAAUCUCAACGCUAUGCGUUACAGGGAAGACAUCCUCCUCCCUCAUGUGGUACCCUUCCUGCAGGCUCAUCCUGACAUGACCCUCCAGCAUGAUAAUGCCACCAGCCAUACUGAUCGUUCUAUGCGUGCAUUCCUGCAAGACAGGAAUGUCAGUGUUCUGCCAUGGCCAGCGAAGAGCCCGGAUCUCAAUCCCAUUGAGCAUGUCUGGGAGCUGUUGUAUUGGAGGGUGAGGGCUAGGGCCAUUCCCCCAGGAAACGUCCGAGAACUUGCAGGUGCCUUGGUGGAAGAGUGGGGUAACAUCUCACAGCAAGAACGGGCAAAUCUGGUGCAGUCCAUGAGGAGGAGAUGAACUGCAGUACUUAAUGCAGCUGGUGGCCACAACCAGGUACUGAUGUUUGAUUUUGACCCCGCCUUUGUUCAGGGACACAUUAUUCCAUUUUUGUUAGUCACAUGUCUGUGGAACUUGUUCAGAUUAUAUCUCAGUUGUUGAAUCUUAUGUUCAUACAAAUAUUUACACAUGUUAAGUUUGCUGAAAAUAAAUGCAGUUGACAGUGA
Oncorhynchus nerka (sockeye salmon) is the source of this 5762-nucleotide messenger RNA. RefSeq names its product centrosomal protein of 68 kDa-like. Bases 449 to 2737 code for a protein of 762 amino acids. The transcript has 7 exons. NCBI's taxonomy places the organism in Eukaryota, Metazoa, Chordata, Actinopteri, Salmoniformes, Salmonidae. The record is from RefSeq and is a predicted model, not a curated record.